This is a messenger RNA of Esox lucius (northern pike), 1149 nucleotides long. RefSeq names its product microfibril-associated glycoprotein 4-like. Gene Ontology annotation, biological process: elastic fiber assembly. Lineage: Eukaryota; Metazoa; Chordata; Actinopteri; Esociformes; Esocidae. Bases 83 to 808 code for a protein of 241 amino acids. The transcript has 5 exons. The record is from RefSeq and is a predicted model, not a curated record.
AAAAAGGCAGCAUCAUCAUUCCAAUUAUUCACUUGUCCAGCUGAAAACCAACUGGAAAAAUACUUUGCUCUUCAAUUGAACAAUGCAGGGCCUGAACUUCCUGUCUGUGUUGCUGCUGUCGGUAACAGUGAACUCUAAGGGCUUAAUGUUCCAGCCUCUGGACUGUGCCGACAUCUACAACGGUGGGUCCAAGACUAGUGGUGUGUACAGGAUCUACACGGCAGGACCCAACUCUCCCCAGUACGUUUACUGUGACAUGGACACUGACGGGGGCAAGUGGACGGUGUUCCAGAGGAGGAUGGAUGGAACAAUCAACUUCUUCAGAGGAUGGGAGGAGUACAAGAACGGGUUUGGACAUGCAGCAGGAGAGUACUGGUUAGGUCUGGAGACCAUCUAUCUGCUGACUCUGAAGAAGAACUAUGAGCUGAGGGUGGAUAUGGAGGACUUUAAUGGACAGAAAGCUUACGCAUUCUACUCCUCCUUCUCAAUCUCUCCUGAAACCACCAAUCCAGAACUUGACGGCUACAAACUCCAUGUUACUGGCUUUAAGGAUGGAGGGGCAGGUGACUCUCUGACCUACCAAAACGGCAUGAAGUUUAGCACAUACGACCGAGACCAGGACACUUUGGAGGGGAACUGUGCGGUUUCCGCAGUAGGAGGGUUUUGGUAUAAAGACUGCUAUUUCUCCAACCCCAACGGUCUCUACACAUGGGGACUCAACACUCAGAUUGGGGUCAACUGGAGGGCCUGGAGAACCUUCUAUUCUGUAAAGUCCAUCUCCAUGAAGAUUAGGCCUGUGAAUCUGUGAAUCUGUCUCUUGGUCUUUUUGGGACACCAAGCUUUUGAUUCAGGCUAUAUUUUUUUAGAAGAUAGAAUGCUGUUUUGGUGACUGCUUUGAUAUGACUGUUAAAUGUGAGUCAAUCAAAACUCCAAGAUAAUGCACUUGAUCCCUGGUUUUAAGGGCCCGAGAAUCCAGCUCUUUACUAAUAUUUGUUCUUUUAUUUUUGUUGCCAAACACAAUCUCAGUUUCAUCUUGGUUUAAUUGUAGACAGUUUUGUUUCAUCCAGGUAUUCAUGUGCUCUAUACAGUGACACAGUGAGUCUAUUGAGCUGUUGUCAUACGGUUCGAGAGCCAUAUAUAUUUGAGUAU